CCAAAGCAGCCCGUCUUAAAGAGUAUUCCCUCGAUACACGUCGAUGCGUAGCUCCGAAUCGGAAUUGGAAGAGGGAAGAGGGAAGAGGGAGAAGAAGAUGGCGUUCGGGAAGGACGAGGUUGUGGAGAUCGUCAAGCCCCGCAACGACAAGCGGGAUUACCGUAGGGUCGUCCUCCAGAACGCGCUCGAAGUCUUACUCGUCCGCGAUCCCGAAACCGAAAAGUGUGCCGCUUCCAUGAAUGUUGGUGUUGGUUAUUUCAGCGAUCCUGACGGUCUCGAAGGCCUCGCUCAUUUUCUAGAGCAUAUGCUGUUCUAUGCAAGUGAGAAAUAUCCUUUGGAGAACAGUUACUACAAGUAUAUUGCCGAGCAUGGAGGUGUCACAAAUGCUUUUACAUAUUCUGAGCAGACCAAAUAUUAUUUUGAUGUUAAUGCUGACUGUUUUGAGGAGGCUUUGGACAGGUUUGCACAGUUCUUUGUUAAGCCAUUGAUGUCUCCUGAUGCUACCACUAGGGAAAUAAAAGCUGUUGAUUCUGAGAACCAAAAUUAUUCACUGUCAGAUGCUCGGAGAAUGAAUCAGCUUCAAAGACAUUUCAGUUCUGAGAAACAUCCUUAUCACAAAUUCGGUACAGGGAACUGGGAGACUUUGGAGGUUAAGCCUAAAGCAAGAGGAAUUGAUACCAGGAAUGAGCUUCUCAAAUUCUAUGGAGAGAAUUACUCAGCUAACCUCAUGCAUUUGGUUGUAUAUGGAAAAGAUAGCCUUGAUAAAAUUCAAAGCUUGGUGGAGAGCAAGUUUCAGCAGAUCAGAAAUAUAGAUCGAAAUUGUCCGCAUUUUCCUGGUCAUCCUUGCACGCCAGAACAUCUUCAGGUUCUUGUCAAAGCUGUCCCAAUUAAACAAGGUCACAAGUUGAUGAUCAUAUGGCCAAUAACUCCAGGCAUUCGUUAUCAGAAGGAAGGGCCCAGCAUGUAUCUUAGCCACUUGAUUGGCCAUGAAGGAGAAGGCUCUGUGUUCUUCGUUUUGAAAACUUUGGGUUGGGCUACUAGUUUAUAUGCUGGUGAAUUAGAUCGGACCCUUGAAUUCUCUUUCUUCAAAGUAUUUAUUGAUCUGACUGAAGCUGGUCAUGAGCAUGUUGAAGAUAUUGUGGGGCUGCUGUUCAAAUAUAUUCAACUCUUGCAACAGUCUGGUCCUUGCAAAUGGAUAUUUGAUGAGCUUUCAGCUGUUUGUGAGACAGUCUUCCAUUACCAGGACAAAAUUCCCCCUGGUGAUUACGUGGUUAAUGUUGCAUCAAAUAUGCAGCUGUAUCCUCCUAAAAAUUGGCUGGUGGGCUCAUCCUUGCCCUCUGAAUUCAGCCCAAGCAUUAUUCAGUCUCUGCUCAAUGAGUUAACCCCUAACAACGUCAGAAUUUUUUGGGAGUCUACAGCAUUUAAAGGACAUACUGACAAGAUUGAGCCAUGGUAUGGAACUGCAUACUCUGUCAAGAAAAUUGCUGGUUCCAUGAUUCAGAAAUGGAUGGAAUCAGCGCCUGGUGAACGUCUACAUCUUCCUGCUCCGAAUGUGUUCAUUCCUACUGAUUUAUCUCUUAAGAAUUUCCCAGAGAAGGCUAAACUUCCACUUUUGUUAAGGAAAUCACCCUAUUCAAGAUUGUGGUACAAGCCUGAUACUAUGUUUUCUACUCCAAAGGCAUAUGUUAAGAUAGAUUUUAACUGUCCCUAUGCUGGCAACUCACCUGAAGCAGCAGUUCUUACUGACAUUUUUACACGUCUAUUGAUGGAUUACUUGAAUGAAUAUGCUUAUUAUGCUCAGGUUGCUGGUCUUUAUUAUUCCGUAAACCUUGUGGACAAUGGUUUUCAGGUUACUGUGGUUGGUUAUAAUCACAAAUUAAGGAUCCUACUGGAAACAGUGAUUGAGAAGAUUUCAAAAUUUGAAGUAAAGCCUGAAAGGUUUGCUGUCAUCAAGGAGUUGGUGACAAAGGAUUAUCAAAAUUUCAAGUUCCAACAACCAUAUAAGCAGGCUAUGUACUAUUGUUCAUUGAUUCUAGAGGAUCAAGCAUGGCCUUGGAAUGAUGGACUUGAAGUUCUUCCUCAUCUUCAAGCUGAUACUCUUUCUAAAUUUGCUCCUUUGAUGCUCUCAAGGGCCUUCUUAGAGUGCUAUGUUGCAGGAAACAUUGAACCAAAUGAAGCAGAAUCAAUGAUCGAGUAUAUUGAAGAUGUUUUCUUUAGGGGUCCUCAGCCUAUAUCCCUAGCUCUAUUCCCUUCUCAGCAUUUGACAAAUAGAGUUGUAAAGCUUGAAAGGGGCAUGAGUUACUUCUAUCCUGCAGAAGGCCUAUAUCCAAGUGAUGAAAAUUCUGCCCUUGUCCAUUAUAUUCAGGUUCAUCAAGAUGAUUUCAUGCUGAAUGUGAAACUUCAGCUUUUUGCAUUGAUUGCAAAGGAACCAGCCUUCCACCAGCUUAGAUCAGUUGAGCAACUUGGCUACAUUACUAGGCUCAGGCAGAGGAAUGAUAAUGGUAUCCGUGGAGUGCAGUUUCUGAUUCAAUCAUCUAUUAAGGAUCCUAGAAAUGUUGAUUUAAGAGUUGAAGCAUUCCUCAAGAUGUUUGAAAGUACACUUUAUGGGAUGUCUGCUGAUGAAUUCAAGAACAAUGUUAAUGCAUUGAUUGAUAUGAAGCUUGAGAAGCACAAGAAUUUGAGGGAAGAAUCUGCAUUUUAUUGGCGAGAAAUUUCUGACGGAACCCUAAAAUUUGAUCGGAAAGAAUGUGAGGUUGCAGCACUAAAGCAGUUGACUCAAAAAGAAUUGAUAGAUUUCUUCAACAAGUACAUAAAAGUGGGCACCCCUCGAAAGAAAACCUUGAGUGUGCAAGUUUAUGGGAGCCUACAUUCUUCCGAGUACAAAACAGACCAAAACAAGCCAGCCGAACCCAACCUUGUUCGAAUAGAUGAUAUUUUCAGUUUCCGGAGGUCAAGGCCCCUCUAUGGUUCAUUUAAGGCAGGCUCUGCUCAAAUGAAAUUGUGAGAGUUGAAGCAUCAUUUGGGAGAUGUUGCUGCUGAAGAGAGUAGUGCAGAUGGAGUAAUCAAUCUUGACAUGGUGUGAUGAUUGAAAGUUCCAUUCAUGGUUUAGGAAUUCAGAAGUGAAAGCCAGCAAGCAGCCCCUGUUGCUGUCAAGGUGAGUUUAUUGAUGUUCCUCUCAGCUGGUAAAUAAAGAAAUGCAUCUUUGUUAUAAUUUUCUUCAUGCUAUGAACUUGUUACUUGUGUCUCUCGGUCCUUCUACCAGCUCCUGCUGGAUUUAUAAGGGUGUUAUUGCAGUUUAUUCAGAUUUGUAAGAUAAAUAAAUCAUCUUUUCUUUUUCUUGUUUUUUUGUUGGGAUUGGCAUAAAGAAUUUUUCAAUGCUAAAUGUCUCAGAAUAUGGUAUGAGUGUCCA
Diospyros lotus (date-plum) is the source of this 3409-nucleotide messenger RNA. Its product is annotated as insulin-degrading enzyme-like 1, peroxisomal. Gene Ontology annotation, molecular function: metal ion binding; metalloendopeptidase activity. The transcript has 26 exons. Gene Ontology annotation, cellular component: mitochondrion; cytosol. Gene Ontology annotation, biological process: peptide catabolic process. Lineage: Eukaryota; Viridiplantae; Streptophyta; Magnoliopsida; Ericales; Ebenaceae. The record is from RefSeq and is a predicted model, not a curated record. Bases 44 to 3004 code for a protein of 986 amino acids.